This is a messenger RNA of Megalobrama amblycephala (Wuchang bream), 1881 nucleotides long. Its product is annotated as rho GTPase-activating protein 39-like. Gene Ontology annotation, biological process: signal transduction. Gene Ontology annotation, cellular component: cytoplasm. The coding region runs from base 247 to 813 and encodes 188 amino acids. The record is from RefSeq and is a predicted model, not a curated record. Gene Ontology annotation, molecular function: GTPase activator activity. Lineage: Eukaryota; Metazoa; Chordata; Actinopteri; Cypriniformes; Xenocyprididae. The transcript is spliced from 5 exons.
GUCACUCAGUGGUCAAUUAUGUUGUUUCCUUUCAGAGUUCUGUCAUUGGUCAAUAAUAUUGCAUAUUAAUUGUCUUUGACAGGCCUUCCCAUCAGCACUUACAGCAAGUACUGCUACCGUAAACUGCAAAAAGUGGCCAUUACUGGGGGCAAGAAGGGUCUGAGGAAGCCCACUCUGGAGGAGAUCGAUCACGGCCGGAACGCCAUCGUGACACCAUCUCUUUUCGGCAGCGCUCUGGAGGAGAUCAUGGAGAGGCAGAGUGAGCUCUUCCCCAACAGGAAACUGCCCUGGGUGCAGGUGCAGCUCUCUCAGUAUGUACUGGCCCUGGGUGGAGCCCAGACGGAGGGCAUCUUCAGAGUUCCAGGGGAUAUUGAUGAGGUGAACGCUCUCAAGCUGCAGGUGGAGCAGUGGAGAAUUCCUGAAAGCCUCUCUGAUCCCAAUGUCCCAGCGUCUCUGUUGAAGUUGUGGUACAGGGAGCUGGAGGAGCCGGUGAUUCCUCAGAGCUUCUAUAAGCAGUGCAUCAGUCACUAUGAAGAUCCUGAUGCAGCCAUCAGUGUGGUUCAGUCCCUCCCAGAGCUCAACAGACUCGUGCUCUGCUACUUCAUCAACUUCUUACAGGUCUUUGCUCAGCCGGUGAACGUGAGUAGGACUAAGAUGGAUGUGAAUAAUUUGGCGAUGGUCAUGGCUCCAAACUGCCUGCGCUGUCAGUCCGACGAUCCUCGAAUCAUCUUUGAAAACACGCGGAAAGAGAUGUCCUUCCUCCGCAUACUCAUCGUCCAUUUGGACACCAGCUUCAUCAAAGGCUUAAUCUGACAGUCACGUUUUAUUCAUUAUUUUGUGGCAUAGCUCAGAAUCGAAUCAUCCGGGAGAUGAUUGAUAUCAGGACAUUCUUCUGCUCAGAGAUCUUUCUCAUCUUCAAACAUCACAAUAUUAUUUCGGACAAUGCCUGAAAUUCCAGCUUUGGCUCAAUGUGAAUCAUCCUGAACUUAUGACUCUUCUGGAAGCCGGACUCUUUUUGAACUGAAUCAGUUGACUGAAUUCGAUUCCACGUCACAAUGAUCACACAUUGAAACAAAACCAAUGCAUGACCUUUGUCUUCUCUUGGUCUUUUAUAUUGAUUAGCAGGGAAAUGCAUCCUUUGGACAAUCUUAAUCGUAAUAACACACAUGCAAUAUGAUCUGCAGUGUAUUUUCUUAAUUUAAUAUGGUAUGAGUGUUCUGAUUAUUUAAUAUCAAAGGUUUGUAAGCUCAAGUAAGAGUGCAGGGAGAAUUACAGGCUUCAGCAAGAAGAGGUGAAUUAAUAUCGCAGAGCUGUGGAUAAGGACGGCUCUGAAAUACUUUGCAAAGCUUGAGAUCUGGUGCCUUAAAUGGAGAGUGUUCGCUGAUGUAUAAGAUGCAUAAGUGCCCAUGUACAUAAACACAUUCUCCAUGCUUCUGAAUUGUCAGAGGCUUCAAAUGAAUGGGUAACUCGAGCAAUUUUCAAUCUGUCCCUCAGUAGUUUUCCCAGGCGUCCCAUAUGGAAAUAGAAAAUUACAUUUCCAGAUGUGUGUUUUUUACAUCAGUGAUGAUUAACAAAAUCAUCAUUAAUCACAACGAAACAGUAGCAAACUGAACCGGAUCGGAAGACUCUUGCAAAAACAGCUGCUGCUCAUUGGCCCGCUGAAAGUUGACUAGGUUUCAGUUGAUCCAGCAGCUCCAAACAACAACAGAUGGACAAGAAUUUUGUGUUCAGAUUUGCCCAGGCUGAAUAAAUGGUUUUAGAAGAAACAUACUCUACGCAAGCAUGGCCAACACGUGUGCAGUCGCGUCAUUCAUGCAGUAUACUUAAAACCGAAGUGCAAUUUCUGUGCCAUUAACAUCACCAAAUGCAAUUACAAAAAUA